Messenger RNA from Racocetra persica, 291 nucleotides. Lineage: Eukaryota; Fungi; Glomeromycota; Glomeromycetes; Diversisporales; Gigasporaceae. The record is from the annotation of a GenBank genome assembly.
UUCAUAGAGCAGUGGUUGGUCGAUUCUUUACAAGUGGGGUAUUUUGGGGCAGAGAUUAUUACUGAUAAAUUUGCAGGACAAGUCAUUUGGUAUAUUGGUGAUGGGGCUACUAUAUUGUUAGUUAGAACAGAUCCACAUAUGGCUAAUCCUUGUAUUGUCAUUGUUUCAUAUAUUCAGACUUGUUUGAUAGCUUUAUAUAAUAUGUUAGAUAUGAAGGAUCUAAUGGCUAAUGAUAAUUCAGAACUGAGACUUUUCAUGAAUAUUCGAACCCACGUUAUUUCUGGAUACUAG